Misgurnus anguillicaudatus (oriental weatherfish) is the source of this 3305-nucleotide messenger RNA. NCBI's taxonomy places the organism in Eukaryota, Metazoa, Chordata, Actinopteri, Cypriniformes, Cobitidae. The record is from RefSeq and is a predicted model, not a curated record.
CUUUCAUGCAUUUAACACAUUGAAAUGUUGUUGUUCACAGUCAGGGACUGUUUUUUUCUAGUAGAAGGAUUUCUUUUUAUUGAUUUAACUUCAUGAAAGUUGCACUAAUAUUUUUUUUACUUUAAUAUUGGGUGGUAACUGUUAUCCGCUUCGCGUCGUGCCUAACAAUGACUUUCAGCCGUUACUUAUUUACGAUACAGGACAGCCUCUCGUACCUUAUUGCUUACUUAUAAAGUAGAUAGAAAUUUUUCCUGAGAUUUUUACUGGUACAUGUUUCUCUUGGUAGGUCUUGUGCCUCUGAAUUGUAUUUGGAUUGUGUUAAUGACAGUACAGUACAGUGUCUGUGAAUAGAGAAUGACACUUCAAACAGGUGACACAGAUCAAAAUAUCAUUUACAUUUAGUUAUUAUUUCUUCAUGUCUUACUCAAUUUGAGUAAGUUUCACUCAUAUUUUAAUUAACAAAAUAACCUUUAGGCUAUAAAGGAACAGUAUUUUAUAUUGUUUAAUUACAUUACACCUAUAAUAAUGUAAAACCUUAAAUCGUGGUAAAGAGGUUUAAAAAAUGUUAUUCAUUAUAAUGUUAUUAACCAGUAGCAGUGGUUCUCAUACUGUCAAUUUGUUAAAAGACAAAUAGUCUUUUCCAUGAUAUUAGAAGUGACCAGGAAAGAGUUAAAAUGUAAAUUAAGCGGGUGUUGUAAUUUCACGUCUUGACCGCUAGAUGACAGCAGAAACCACGAACUUCGGUCUAACACUUAAAAGCCUUUAAAUUGCGCGAGUUUACAGACAAUUUGGAGGGAAAAUUAUUAAUUAUAACUUGUUUUUUCCCUCAGACUUAAUGAAAAUGAAUAAUUUGAUAAACUCUUCACGUUACUGUAACAUAAUGUCAUUAAGAAACUUUUUUUAACGAGAUUGUAAGGACCAUGACAUCUAGAACACAGGUCAAAUAUAUAAUAUUACAAUAUUGCACACUUCUUUAAAUGUAAACAUUGUGAGAUAUUUUUGAACAGUUAUGUAUAUUUAAAUUCAAUAAAAUCUCAUGUGAUGCAUAAUAAAUUGACAAGUAAAAAUAAUUUCCCAAUAGUGACGUAACGAACUGGACAGCGACGCCCGCCUCUCUCAUUCAGUUCAUCUCUCUCUCUCUCUCUCUCUCUCUCUCUCUCUCUCUCUCUCUCUCUCUCUCUCUCUCUCUCUCUCUCUCUCUCUCUCUCUCUCUCUCUCUCUCUCUCUCUCUCUCUCUCUCUCGUCAGUUCUCUGUUUAAUCGUUCAGCUGAGCUCACAGAUCGGAUCGGAACUGUGUUGUGGUUGUCUGGCAGGAUCGGAUGGUGAUGAUGAUGAUUAUAAGAGUUUUGUUGGCUCUGCAGCUGCUGCUCGUGACUGUCGUGAACGCGCAUGGUAAUGUCAUCGUGCGUGAUGAAGAGUGGAUGUCCAGUGUUCACCAGUACAGCCGCAGCACCGUCACUCACCGCUUCAGAGAUGACGAUCACAUCCGGACACUGGAAAGUCCACAGGGCUCUGAUGAAAGUGUGGACGACACUAAAGAUCCGUGUGAGAAGGUCAGGUGUAGUCGUCAUAAAGUGUGCGUGGCUCAGGGAUACCAGCGAGCGAUGUGCAUGAACCGCAAGAAACUGGAGCACAAAAUCAAACAGUCUGGAUUGAAGCUUCAUGCAAACAACUGUAAACUCUGCCCAGAGGCGUCUGCUGGACCUGUCUGUGGAUCAGAUGGACACAGUUAUGUGUCACAGUGUAAACUGGAUCAGCAGGCGUGUUUGUCAGGUAAAGGUGUGUCUGUACUGUGUUCUGGUCCGUGCCCGUGUAUCAGUGACAAGAUUAAGACAAAAUCAGAUACUUCAUCUCAACCCAAACCAGAUGCGUGCACCGGUCAGGAUUUGGCCGAUCUGGGUGACAGACUCAGAGAUUGGUUUCAACUUCUUCAUGCAAACUCUAAACAGAUGAUUACUGUCAGUCGAGGGUUUGAUGCGAGUCUCGUGGCGGGCUGUAAGGACUCCAUCGGCUGGAUGUUCUCAAAACUGGACACCAGUAAUGAUCUGUUCCUGGAUCAGUCAGAGCUGGCCGCUAUAAACCUGGAGAAAUAUGAAGUGUGCAUUAGAGCGUUCUUUAACUCCUGUGACUCGUUCAGAGAUGGACGAGUGUCUACGGCCGAGUGGUGUCUGUGUUUCUGGAGAGAAAAACCUUCAUGUUUGGCUGAAAUUGAGAGGAUUCAGAUACAUGGAGCAUAUAAGAUGAAACCAGGUAUGUUUAUCCCGAGCUGUGAUGAAGAUGGUUACUAUAGGAAACUUCAGUGUGACCACAGUCGGGGUGAAUGCUGGUGUGUGGACCCACAUGGUACUGAAGCCAUCGGGUCACGGAUCCACGGAAACCCAGACUGUGAUGAGCUGAUGAGCUCUGGAGAUUUCAGCAGUGGUGUCGGAUGGGAGGAUGAAGAGGAGAAAGAGAUAGAGGAGAAUGAAGAGGAAGAGGAGGCAGAAGAAAGUGAUGAUGGUGGAUACAUUUGGUAAAAUAAUCAUCAUCAUCAUCUUCUGAUGAAGCCUACAGCCGCAUCACUGCUUUUCUUCAAUCCGAAUCAAAUUUUAGUACUUUAAUUUCAUGACUAGUGUCUGUAUUAGAGCUCCACAGCGCCCUCCAGUGGCCCGGAUCACUCAUUCGCUUUUAUCUGCAGGAGUUUUCAACCCAAAGGGAUGGACUAGAUUUGUCUGUGUUAAAGUCCACUGAUGCAGGCACAGACGGAUGUAUCAUUAACAGGGUAUUAAGUUUUAUGCAAGAUGAUUUAUGCAAAAGGACUUUCACUUCUGAAGAGCAGAUGAAACAUUUACUGUACACGCUUUGCCUAUUCAAUGUUAUGGUUUGGACACGGUUCAGUAUAAAGAUACACAGAAAUCAUCUCACGCUAUAACAGCACGAGUGUGAACGGGACAUUACUUUUACACAACAGCUCCAGAAACAAGAUGUGAGGGAUAAUCUGUGAAUAGCAACUUAAUAUCGUAAAGGCUGAAUAAUAAUAAUGAGUAACGGGCAUUCAAGGCCCAAUAUGGCCAGUUAUGAUGUUUAUUAAAUGUAGCAAACACAGACGAGUGUGUCAAACUGUGAAACCUUUUAGAAAUGUUAUCAACUAUCUGCAUGUACAGCAGACGCAACUGUUGUGUAAUUUAUCAUGAAAUAGACGAGACAAGCUGUUCAAAUGUGAUGAUCUUACACCUUUUCUUUCAGAAUUCUGGAGUGAUUUCGGUUUCUUGAAUGUACAACUUGAUGUGUUUAACACAAAUGUGCAUUUUCUGAACAUUUGUUUC